Bufo bufo (common toad) is the source of this 5273-nucleotide messenger RNA. RefSeq names its product transient receptor potential cation channel subfamily M member 3 (gene TRPM3). Gene Ontology annotation, cellular component: membrane. The record is from RefSeq and is a predicted model, not a curated record. NCBI's taxonomy places the organism in Eukaryota, Metazoa, Chordata, Amphibia, Anura, Bufonidae. Bases 1 to 5160 code for a protein of 1719 amino acids. The transcript is spliced from 28 exons. Gene Ontology annotation, molecular function: monoatomic cation channel activity. Gene Ontology annotation, biological process: monoatomic cation transmembrane transport; protein tetramerization.
AUGGUUGAUGAUGCAGUUGCCCCUACUCACAAAUAUGGUGGCUUCUUCGAAGGGCCUGAUGGAAUAUUACAAAGGGUCAUGAGUCAAACUGAUGCUCCUCGGCCUCUAAACUGGACCAUUCGGAAGCUUUGCCAUGCUGCCUUUCUCCCUUCUGUCAGACUUCUAAAGGCCCAGAAAUCAUGGAUCGAACGAGUCUUUCACAAGAGAGAAUGUGUGCACAUCAUACCCAGCACCAAAGACCCCCAUAGGUGUUGUUGUGGGCGUCUCAUAGGCCAGCACGUUGGGUUAACUCCAAGUAUAUCCAUCAUUCAAAAUGAGAAGAAUGAAGGCAGACUGAAUCGUAAUGAUGUUCAGUCAGAAAAGUGGUCGAUUGGAAAGCAUACUCAGCUCAGCCCCACUGAUGCCUUUGGGACAAUUGAAUUCCAGGGAGGGGGACACUCCAACAAGGCCAUGUAUGUACGUGUUUCCUUUGACACCAAGCCUGACUUACUGCUGCACCUUAUGACAAAGGAGUGGCAGCUAGAACUGCCAAAGCUUCUCAUAUCAGUCCAUGGAGGCCUCCAAAAUUUUGAACUCCAACCAAAACUGAAACAAGUCUUUGGGAAAGGCCUCAUUAAAGCUGCCAUGACAACAGGAGCGUGGAUAUUCACUGGAGGAGUCAAUACUGGUGUCAUUCGCCAUGUAGGUGAUGCUUUGAAAGACCAUGCAUCCAAAUCAAGAGGCAAGAUCUGCACAAUUGGUAUUGCCCCCUGGGGAAUAGUAGAAAACCAAGAGGACCUUAUUGGCAAAGAUGUGGUUCGGCCAUAUCAGACCAUGUCUAAUCCCAUGAGUAAAUUAACGGUAUUAAACAGUAUGCACUCACAUUUUAUUCUGGCUGACAAUGGGACAACUGGCAAGUAUGGUGCAGAAGUCAAGUUACGACGACAAUUAGAAAAACAUAUCUCCCUUCAGAAAAUUAAUACAAGAAUUGGUCAAGGGGUUCCAGUGGUGGCGCUUAUUGUGGAAGGUGGACCAAAUGUCAUAUCAAUUGUCUUGGAAUAUCUGCGAGACAGCCCCCCUGUUCCAGUUGUGGUGUGUGAUGGAAGUGGACGUGCAUCCGAUAUUCUUGCCUUUGGUCAUAAAUACUCAGAAGAAGGAGGCCUUAUUAAUGAAUCACUAAGGGACCAACUACUAGUUACUAUCCAGAAGACCUUCACCUACACUCGAACCCAGGCACAGCACCUUUUUAUGAUUCUUAUGGAAUGUAUGAAGAAAAAGGAGUUGAUUACAGUGUUCAGAAUGGGAUCAGAAGGUCAUCAAGAUAUUGAUUUAGCCAUCUUGACAGCUCUGCUAAAAGGUGCCAAUGCUUCUGCUCCUGACCAGCUGAGUCUCGCAUUAGCCUGGAACAGAGUGGAUAUAGCUCGGAGCCAGAUCUUUAUUUACGGACAACAGUGGCCGGUUGGGUCUCUGGAACAAGCAAUGCUAGAUGCCUUAGUGCUGGACAGAGUAGACUUCGUGAAACUGCUUAUAGAAAAUGGAGUCAGCAUGCACCGUUUCCUUACGAUUUCCAGGCUAGAGGAACUUUAUAACACGAGACAUGGGCCAUCAAAUACUUUAUACCAUUUGGUCAGGGAUGUCAAAAAGCGAGAAUAUCCAGGUUUCGGUUGGAUCUAUUUUAAGGGAAAUCUACCUCCAGACUACAGGAUAAGCUUGAUUGACAUCGGUCUUGUUAUUGAGUAUCUAAUGGGAGGAGCGUACCGUUGUAACUACACCAGGAAAAGAUUUCGAACUCUGUAUCAUAAUUUAUUUAGCCCAAAAAGACCAAAAGCCCUGAAGCUACUAGGAAUGGAGGAUGACAUGCCAAUGAGAAGAGGAAGGAACACUACCAAGAAGAAAGAAGAAGAGGUGGACAUUGACUUGGAUGAUCCAGAAAUAAAUCAUUUCCCUUUCCCAUUCCAUGAGCUGAUGGUAUGGGCGGUUCUGAUGAAGAGACAGAAGAUGGCUUUGUUCUUCUGGCAGCAUGGAGAAGAGGCAAUGGCCAAAGCCCUAGUGGCAUGCAAGCUGUGCAAAGCCAUGGCACACGAAGCAUCUGAGAAUGAUAUGGUUGACGACAUAUCACAGGAGUUGAAUCACAAUUCCAGGGAGUUUGCGCAGCUGGCAGUGGAGUUAUUGGAUCAGUCAUACAAGCAGGACGAGCAACUGGCAAUGAAACUGCUGACCUAUGAGCUAAAGAACUGGAGCAAUGCUACAUGCCUACAACUUGCAGUGGCAGCCAAGCAUCGGGACUUCAUUGCUCACACAUGCAGCCAAAUGCUUCUGACAGAUAUGUGGAUGGGCAGACUCCGGAUGCGUAAGAAUUCUGUUCUUAAGGUGAUUCUAGGAAUUCUACUUCCUCCUUCAAUUCUCAGUAUAGAAUUUAAAAACAAAGAUGAAAUGCCAUACAUGUCGCAAGUGAAUGAACUAGAUCUCCAGGAGAAGGAAGUGGAGGAGCCAGAGAAGACUGUAAAAGACAAAGAUGAUGAUGACAUGGAGUUAACGGCAAUGCUGGCCAGAAGCAAUGGUGAUACAGUCAGAAAGAAGGAAGAUGAUGAACAUCCACGUCAUCGGCUCAUACCGAUGGGGAGAAAAAUCUAUGAAUUCUACAAUGCACCAAUUGUCAAAUUCUGGUUCUUUACAAUUGCUUACAUGGGCUACCUUAUGCUCUUCAACUAUAUUGUUCUGGUAAAAAUGGACCGGUGGCCUUCAACACAGGAGUGGAUUGUCAUCUCAUAUAUAUUCACCCUGGGAAUAGAAAAAGUGAGAGAGAUCUUGAUGUCGGAACCAGGAAAGCUGUUACAGAAGUUUAAAGUCUGGUUGCAGGAAUACUGGAAUGUGACUGACCUCAUCUCUAUCCUGCUUUUCUCCAUUGGGAUGAUACUUCGCUUACAAGAGCAGCCUUUCAGCAGCUAUGGGAGAGUGAUAUACUGUGUUAACAUUAUCUACUGGUAUAUACGUCUGCUAGACAUCUUUGGUGUGAACAAAUAUCUUGGACCCUACGUUAUGAUGAUUGGCAAAAUGAUGAUAGACAUGAUGUACUUUGUGAUUAUCAUGUUGGUAGUGUUGAUGAGUUUCGGUGUGGCAAGGCAAGCCAUUCUCUUUCCAAGUGAAGAACCAUCAUGGACUCUAGCUAAGAACAUUUUUUACAUGCCUUACUGGAUGAUCUAUGGGGAAGUCUUUGCUGACCAAAUAGACCGUAAGCAAGCCUUUCAUGAUUCUUUCAGCCCCCACAGUGCUCCCUGCGGAUAUAAUGAGACUCGAGAAGAUGGGAAAAUAGUUCAGCAUCCUCCAUGCAAGACUGGGGCAUGGAUUGUCCCUGCAAUCAUGGCAUGCUACCUAUUAGUGGCAAAUAUUCUUCUUGUAAACCUUCUCAUAGCAGUAUUCAAUAACACGUUCUUUGAAGUCAAGUCCAUCUCAAACCAGGUUUGGAAAUUCCAGCGAUACCAGCUGAUAAUGACCUUCCAUGAAAGGCCUGUCUUGCCACCUCCUUUAAUUAUUUUUAGCCAUUUCACUAUGAUUUGCAAACACCUCUGUUGCCGCUGGAGGAAACAUGAAAGUGACCAAGAUGAAAGAGACUAUGGAUUAAAAUUGUUUAUAACAGAAGAUGAACUUAAGAAAGUGCACGAUUUUGAAGAACAGUGCAUAGAGGAGUAUUUUAGAGAAAAAGAUGAUCGAUUUAACUCUUCUAAUGAUGAAAGAGUUCGAGUCACUGCAGAAAGAGUGGAAAAUAUGGCCAUGCGCCUUGAGGAAGUCAAUGAACGGGAACAUUUCAUGAAGGCAUCCCUUCAAACAGUGGAUAUAAGACUUGCUCAGCUUGAAGAAAUGCUGGGAAGAAUGGCUACAGCCAUGGAAAAACUUGCUGGAGUUGAAAGAGUAGAGACAACUAAAGCAAGAUCUAGAACUUCCUCAGAUUGUACUGAUGCAGCCUAUAUUAUUAGGCAGAGCAGUUUUAACAGCCAAGAAGGGAACGCUUACAAAUUACAUGAUAUCAUAGACCCGGUUGGAGAAGAGCCAUUGUCUCCUACAUCUCCAACCCUCAUGCCUCGAAUGAGAAGUCAAUCGUUUUAUGCAACAAACUUGAAGGACAAAAGUGGGUUGGAAAAAUGUGAAGGUUUUAAAGAGAGGACAUUAAGUCUGCACAGAGCUAUAAGUUCACAUUCUAUAUCAAAAGAUAUAAAACCUCCUCCUUCCCCACUUAAUUCUUUGUCAGUAGCUCCAGACUCUAGAAGGCCUUCUUCCUGCAUAGAUAUUUAUGUUUCAGCUAUGGAUGAGGUGCAGUUUGGUAUGGACUGUGGUGAAAGCUCAAUGAAUGCUGGAUGUGGUGAUCAUCUUGCUGAUGCAUCUGGAGUAAGUCGAGGCUGUAGCUCAUUUACCAACUGUGGCAGUAGUUGUAGUCGUAAUCCUAGUUUUGAGGAAGGAACAACAAUGGACACAAUUGGGUAUCUUCCAGAACACUCAAGUUCACUAAGUGGCCAAAAUCCCUGGGAUUUGGAUCCUCCAAUGUACCAGACAUUAGAGCGGUCAAAAAGUAGUCGUUUACUUGCUACGGCUCCUUUUGUUUUAGAAGAAACACCUAUAGUAAAAUCGCAAAGCUUUAUGUUUUCUCCAUCAAAAAGCUACUAUAGCAAUCUUUAUGUACCUGUAAAGUCUGCAGAAUACACAAGUAUCACAGACUGCAUUGACACCAGGUGUGUAGGCAACACUCCGCAGGCCACUGCAGAGAGGUCAACAUCUCCAGGAUGUGUCAGAGAAAAAGUAGAAGAUCUCAGUGCUUGCCAUCCAGAAAGAGAAGCUGAGCUAAGUCAUCCAAGCUCAGAUAAUGAAGAUCCAGAUACAGAAGGAAAAAGCAAAUGUUUACCUUCUCAUGAAAGUUCAACUUCAAAAACAUUCUUGAAUAACCUAUCAUUCCCAAAAAUAGAAAGGGCAAAUAGCUAUUCUGCAGAGGAGCCCAAUGUGUUGUACCAACACACAAAGAAGAGUUAUUCAAUAAGUGAUAAACUUGAUAGGGAGCGUAACACUACAAGCCUUAGAAAUCCAUUCCAAAGGAGUAAGUCAUCGAGGCCUGAAAGUCGAGGUGACACCUUAUCCAUGAGAAGACUCUCGAGAACAUCAGCCUUCCGUAGUUUUGAAAGCAAGCAUAGUUAGAUAUAAAACGUUUUUCUUUGGAUAAAUAAAAUGUUUAACAGUUGCCCACCCAUCGUAUUUUUAUCACAAUACAGUGACCUCACAAUGGGGAACGUGGACUUACCACUAGCCAC